CUAAGAAAACACAAACCCGAGUUGUCUGGAAAAAGGGACGAAAGGGGUUUUAAAUUUUAAUUAGGGCUUUAACAUUGAGAAAGCGAAAAGGGUUUAGAUCCAGAAGCAGCAGCAGCAGCGAAGGUCUUUCAACUAACUGUAGCAUGGCGACAACUACUGGACUUGAGUCUCUUGUCGAUCAGAUCAUUUCGGUAAUCACCAAUGAUGGACGCAACAUUGUGGGACUUCUCAAAGGUUUUGACCAGGCUACUAAUAUAAUCCUGGAUGAAUCUCAUGAACGCGUCUUCUCCACCAAGGAAGGAGUACAACAACAUGUGUUGGGUUUGUACAUUAUCAGAGGCGACAACAUAGGUGUUAUUGGGGAGCUGGACGAGGAGCUUGAUGCUAGUCUGGAUUUUUCCAAACUGAGGGCUCAUCCUUUGAAACCCGUCGUGCAUUGAUUGAAAAAGAUAGUUAUGUUGAGUACUAAACAAAGAGAAAGAUUGCAAACAGUUUGGAUUAGUUUGUCUUGGAGUUGUGUGCUUUGUCUAUCCUAAGGUUCUUUCUAUGUCAAACGCUUUUGCCCUUGAAGAUCUUGUAAUUCCAAAUCGUAAUAGACUGGAUCAUUUGCGAUCCUAGCGAGACAUGAAUUUUAUCUUCAAAAACAGGUCUCCGUGAUGUUUUUUCCUUUCCCGGAGCUUUUUUAUUCCAA
Messenger RNA from Raphanus sativus (radish), 691 nucleotides. Its product is annotated as sm-like protein LSM8. The record is from RefSeq and is a predicted model, not a curated record. Gene Ontology annotation, biological process: mRNA splicing, via spliceosome. Lineage: Eukaryota; Viridiplantae; Streptophyta; Magnoliopsida; Brassicales; Brassicaceae. Gene Ontology annotation, molecular function: RNA binding. The transcript is spliced from 6 exons. Bases 144 to 440 code for a protein of 98 amino acids. Gene Ontology annotation, cellular component: precatalytic spliceosome; U4/U6 x U5 tri-snRNP complex; U6 snRNP.